GGUAUUGAGCAUUUGUCAUGUCUCGAAAUUCUCAAUUUGUACUAUAAUUGUCUUGGGGGUCUUGAAGACAUUUUGCUUUUAAAAUCAAACCCUAAACUAAAAGAGUUAGACCUCCGACUUAAUCCAGUAUCUCGAGUUGAUCCAGAUUAUCGCUACUAUUUGAUUUAUGUUCUGCCACUUCUUUCAGUAUUGGAUAACAGAAAAAUACGUGACGAGGAAAAGAGAGCAGCCUUUGCUCAUUUUUCAAGUGAUCAGGCAGUCAAUUAUUCCUCUGGAGUUACUGCUUUCAAAGAUAAAAUCGCAUCUUCAAUCUCAGUAACGCAAACAGAUUCAAGUGAAAAAAUAAAUUCAGAGCAACACAGUUUACAUCCUCAUGACUUUUUAAAUGAAAAUUUACCACUUGAGGAAAUUAGUCGAUCUGAGUUAGCUAACGACAGAGGGAGAAGGAGAGUCGAAAAAUACCAACAUAAAGGAUAA
This is a messenger RNA of Protopolystoma xenopodis, 477 nucleotides long. The record is from the annotation of a GenBank genome assembly. Lineage: Eukaryota; Metazoa; Platyhelminthes; Monogenea; Polystomatidea; Polystomatidae.